AUGGCGUCGGAGGACGCGCUACACUUUCAAGAUGUCAAAUCGACUCCCGUGUGGCACGUCCGUCGGUCACGGGCAAACCGGAUUAAGACAAUUGGCUUGUCAGUGAUCGCAUUGUUCUUCUUCUUUUACAUGCUGAAAUAUUCUUCAAAACGAAUCGAACCGGACUUCUGGACCAAGUUUCCCUCUCGCCAUCCUUUCCCUGAGCGCCCAGAGGAUGCCCAGGUCAUCCUCCCCCCUCGCACGGAUAUUAAUGCCAAUGACACCCUCCCUCACGAUCUAGACAAGCCCAACCCGCGCCUCCAUGUCCUACUUCCAGCCUCGCAAGGCUCGCGCGGAGUCUGCCGAACACUCACAUCGGCGAUGAUCCUUGGAUACCCACCGCCCACAUUAGUCGGUUACGGGCAUGAUGCCCCAGGAGCGACCGAGGCCGAGCGUAUGGUGGACCGGAUCACACGAGUGCGCAAUUACCUGCGAGACAGCAAGACCGUGCAUGACCGCGACUUUGUGCUGAUGGUCGAUGGCGCAGACAGCUUCUUCCAAUUGCCACCGAAGGUCCUAGUGGAGCGGUUCCAGGCUAUCAUAAGGGAGAACAACCGAAAGCUCCAGAAAAAGUUUGGGUUCGCAGAAGUUAAGGGCCAAAACGCUGGCGAUGCGCCUGAGAUGGUGCAGAAAUACACCCAGCGCGUUCUUUUUGGUGCGAGUAAGAUGUGCUUCCACGGGUUGCUGGACGACCCCGGUUGUGUGUCUGUCCCCGAAUCAUCUCUACCUCCGGAUGUGUAUGGCUGGAAGACUGAUGCCUACCCGGAUGGAUCUCUGAACCGACCUCGGUGGUUGAACCCUGGAGCGGUAAUUGGCCAAGCUGCGGAUGUGCGUCUGAUCUACGAUGAGGUCUUGCGACAAGUUGAGCUACGCUCAAACAAGUCUGCCGAUUACCAGGCCCUGACACAAAUGUACGGACGACAAGAGGUGAUCAGAGAACUGGAGCGGCGGCGAACAGCCAACGACUUCAAGGAGUUACUCUACCGCAUGGUGGGCAUCUCAGAUGCAGCAAACAUCACCGGAAUGAGUAUCCGGCUGGAGACAGGCCACCGGUACGAAUUCGGCAUUGGCGUCGACUUCGAGUCACAACUCUUUUUCAACCAGGUCAUGUCCCGCAAGGACGUUGAGUGGGUCAAGUUCGGUAAUGUUACCAAAAUGUCCGCAUUACAGAUGCAACACGGUGUCCCGCGCGAACACCGCAUCCUCCUACCACAAGACAUUGCCACUCUCCCCAACCCAUUCACCGAGUCCCGCUUCGCAAGAGAAUCAACCCAGAGACCAGUGUGGAAUGCCACACUGGACAAGCUCCCGAAUCCGCACGAGCGCACCUGGCACAACAUCUCGCUAAUGACGAAUGUCCACUCCGCCUCGGUGCCGGUCCUCGCCCAUCUCAACGGUGACUCCAAGCUCCGCAACACCUGGUGGGAGAAUAUGUGGUUUUUCCCAUGGGGACGGGCCCUACUACGCAAAUAUGUCCGCGAUUCACACGGGUUUGACGCGGCACAGUCGGCGCUGUUGGGUGGGCAAGACUGGUUGGAGGUGCGCGGCGGUCGAGGUGGGGUCUGGACUGAUGAGGAGAACUGGAUCACACUCUUUGAAGUUUGCAAUGGUCAAGAAAGAGAUCUCUUUGACGAUGACCUCGGACCCUGGGGCAAGGAGACUUAUGACCCAGAUGACCCGGUUUACAACCAAUAUGGAAGUCUCAUUGCUGGCAAAGCAGAGAAAGUCGCCAGCAAUGAAGAGAAGUUCGACAUUUUCGACUAA
Molecule: messenger RNA, 1803 nt
Organism: Penicillium coprophilum
Lineage: Eukaryota; Fungi; Ascomycota; Eurotiomycetes; Eurotiales; Aspergillaceae
Product: glycosyltransferase domain-containing protein
Exons: 2
Coding region: 1-1803 (600 amino acids)
Source: RefSeq, a predicted model, not a curated record